Molecule: messenger RNA, 297 nt
Organism: Saccharomycodes ludwigii
Lineage: Eukaryota; Fungi; Ascomycota; Saccharomycetes; Saccharomycodales; Saccharomycodaceae
Gene: ARC18
Product: Arc18p
Exons: 1
Coding region: 1-297 (98 amino acids)
Biological process (GO): Arp2/3 complex-mediated actin nucleation; regulation of actin filament polymerization
Cellular component (GO): cytoskeleton; Arp2/3 protein complex
Molecular function (GO): actin filament binding
Source: RefSeq, a predicted model, not a curated record
AUGGAUUAUAAUGAAGCAGUUAAAGUUCUAACCAAUCUAUCUUUGGAUAAUUUUAAGGUCCCUGGUGAGGGUGGAUUUCCAUUAAAUAAUAUAUAUUCUGUCCCUUUACAAGAUAGAAAUGCUAUGGAACUAUUAAGAUCGUAUUUACAACAAUUUCGUCAAGAAUUGAGUAUGAGAUUGCUACAAAGAGUUUAUUGGGACAGUAAUUUGCAACAAGUUAAAACUGGAGCUGGCAACUAUCCUAGCAAGUUUUGGUUGGCAUUUACCAGGAGGAAAUUCAUGAACAAAAGUUUAUAA